Messenger RNA from Manis javanica (Malayan pangolin), 6449 nucleotides. It is a transcript of the gene SEC22C, whose product is annotated as SEC22 homolog C, vesicle trafficking protein. NCBI's taxonomy places the organism in Eukaryota, Metazoa, Chordata, Mammalia, Pholidota, Manidae. The record is from RefSeq and is a predicted model, not a curated record. Gene Ontology annotation, biological process: endoplasmic reticulum to Golgi vesicle-mediated transport.
UGGAGGUUCAAGACUGGCGCAUGCGCACAGUCGCUACCUGCCUGGGCAGCCCGUAACCCGAGGCCGGGUCCCAGUGGGUGAGGCAACGGGCGGCGCGGCAGGUGGGCGCCGACUCUCGGAGGCCGCGGUCGGGGCAAGAGCAAAACCAGCAAUUGCUCCAGAAGACAGCAAAAGUGGUUCACAGUAUUCUCACUGGUCUGAAAGCAGAACUGUUAUCAGGAGACACACCAAAUUUCUAUUGAUGGGUACUUUUAGGUUGGAAAGUGAGAUUGAAGAGAGAGGGUAGAAUUGAAUAAAAUCUCUACUUCUUAUCAACCUACAUCAUUUUAUUCCAUCUAGCAGGUGUCCUCAUGACUUCUUUUGCGGACCAUGUCCAUGAUCCUUUUUGCCUGUGUGAUAAGGGUGAGGGAUGGACUGCCCCUCUCAGCCUCCACUGACUUUUACCACACCCAGGAUUUUCUGAAAUGCAAGAGACGGCUCAAGACUUUAGCCUUGCAACUGGCCCAGUAUCCAGGUCGAGGUUCCACAGAAGGACAGAACUUCAGGAUACACUUUUCUUCUUCAGGGGAUGUGGCUUGCAUGACCAUCUGCUCCCACCAGUGUCCAGAAGCCAUGGCCUUCUGCUUCCUGGAGACCUUGUGGUGGGAAUUCACAGCUUCCUAUGACACCACCUGCAUUGGCCUAGCCUCCAGGCCCUAUGCCUUUCUCGAGUUUGACAGCGUCAUUCAGAAAGUGAAGUGGCAUUUUAACUAUGUAAGUUCCACUCAGAUAGAGAGCAGUUUAGAAAAAAUUCAGGAAGAGCUUGAGUUCCAGCCUCCAGUGGUUCUCACUCUGCAAGAUGCAGAUGUGGCAAAUGGAAUGAUGAAUGGUCACACACAGAUGCACUUGGAACCCGAAAUUAUUUUUACUAGACACUUAUUUUUUCUUAAUUGUGAAGCUCCUAAUUUCCGAAUGGAACCAGUGACAGCCCUGGGUAUCCUCUCCCUUAUUCUCAACAUCAUGUGUGCUGCUCUGAAUCUCAUCCGUGGAAUUCACCUUGCAGAACAUUCUUUACAGGUUGCCCAUGAGGAAAUUGGAAAUAUUCUGGCUUUUCUUAUUCCUUUUGUUGCCUGCAUUUUCCAGUGUUACUUGUACCUGUUCUACAGUCCAGCCAGGACUCUGAAGGUGGUGCUGAUGCUUCUCUUUAUUUGCCUGGGCAACGUGUACCUGCAUGGGCUGAGGAACCUCUGGCAAAUCCUCUUCCACACAGGAGUGGCUUUUCUGUCUUCAUAUCAGAUCCUGACGAGGCAGCGUCAGGAGAAGCAGUCUGGUUGUGGAGUGUGAGGAUGGCGUCGCAUGAUGAAUGGAUCCUUGGCUUUCCUCCGAGGGCCAUCUGUGUUUCCCUUUUUGUUGUCAACUUUACCUCAAGUUUAUUUUUUCUUUCUUUGUUUUUGAAGAAUGAUGUAAAACUUUAUUGAGAGAAUUUUAACAGUUAAAUAUCCAGCAUAAGAACAGUCUGCAUGGUUUCAGCUCGACUCUGUUUAACCCCAUGGUUGCCCUUUGCCUUGAACCACAGGUGCUUCAUCAUAUUCUUUGCUCUGAUCAGGUGUAAUAGCCUGGCUCUCAGCUGGUGGCUCCUCUUGUUGAGGCAGCUCACCAUUGGUCUUCUGGUCAACCACUGGUCCAUCCAGCUGGGCAGACUCUUGAUCAUGUCCUUUUCCUCUAGAUUUGGAUCUUGAUUUCAUAUGCCUGCUCAUAUUUCACACAGUUGAAUCUCAGCUAAUGAGAAAGAAUCCGGACAGAGGGAACAGGACCACCUCUGACUCAGCUCUUCUUGCCAGUUCUGACAAAGGCCGACUUUACCUCAAGUUUCCAUCCUUGAAGUUCUUUUGACCACACUGGACUGAUACCAAGAAUUGAGGAUGUUUACCAGGUGCAGUUGAAGGCAUGAGGCUGCUUAAUACCUGGUCCUCAUAUUGUGCUGAACAUUACUGCAGAAUCUCCAGUUCACAUUUACUUAUGACAGCAGAAUUUGGGGGCUCAUUCAGAAGUAGCAUUAUUUGAAGAUCAGAAUGGAAUUAUUUUGGUCUUUUAAAUUGGAUGAUUCAAUAAACCACUAGAUUCAGUAACACUAGUUUUAGUAAUUGGCAGUUAUCUAGAGGAACCACUUUAAAAACCUGUAUCAACUUUCAGUCCAAAUGUGACUCAGGUAGUUUUUUUUAUUUUUCAGAGGGUCAGGACAGGGUGAAUUAAAAAACUUAAAAAUAUGGUUCAUAAAUAUAAGCUAGGUAAAUUUUGUUUAUGUUUUUUGGUAACUUAGGUCUGAUACAAUACCUUUAGAAUGUUUAAAUGCAUUUUAGAUAUAAAUUGAGCAUAUCUUCAUUUAGGAAAAGGGCAGACUUAAGCUGAGAAAGUAGUUUAAAAAGUUGAGUUUAUUUAAUUUAUAAAAAACUUUUUAUGGUGGUGAGGCUGUGUGGGUACAGAAAUGUUUUGUAUUUAUUUGCAGGGUUUAUAUGAAUAUUUAAAAAAUUAAUUGAGUAACCAGUGCUACUGGAUCAAAAGCUUAUAAGCAUGAGUAGAAAUGAGAAUUUCAGGAUUCCUUGCAGUGGGCCACAAACUGGCGUAAGCAAAUCACACAAAUUCACGCAAUGUCACUUUACAGAUGCAGGUGGGAGUGGCUGUUGUCAUUAGCCUUGUACAUGCAGCUGAGUGCCUGUCAUUGCAAUGCUGAUGAGUAUUUGACUCCGUGGACCUCUUCGGAAGACUUCCCAAACUAAUUACUCCUCUACACCUUUCUCUAUUACCUCAAUUAGUCCAAGGGCCUAAUUUUUUGUGAACAAAAUUAAGUAGGUUUUACCUUUCUUUAAAGCUUUAUAAAGAUGAUUAACCCUAUGUUCUAAAAAGUUACUUUUCUUUCUCUUAUUGUCAAAAUAUCGAUUGAUCAUAGUUUUCCAAAAUGUGAAUCUCAGUAAGCUCCCUUAGGUCUCCAAAAAUUUCAUCCUGGGCCAUCCAGGACCAUUCAGGAGGCCGUUUCAGGAGUGUGCCCCCUGCACUGUUCUUGGUAGAAGUCUGAAGUCUGAGCAGCUCAACCACAAUUGCAUGGAAUACUUUCGGUUGAAUUAUGAUGUCUUGAUAAAUUAAAAAAUCCUAUUUUGCUAGUUUUUAAAAGUUGAGAACCAUUGCAAGAAGUUAUUGAGUAUUGUGGGGAAAGCAAGAACUUAUUUUAGGGAAUUCAGUUGUUGGUUGUUACUGGUGGUGUAUUUUUGUUUAUCUACCUUGAUAUUACUUCAAGAAAAACAAGUUCAUGUGACUGGGAGCUGUUGAGAAAAUGUUGCCACAGUAAUUUUAUUUUCUUAUAAUAGAAUUUUCUAUUUUUAAUCAAACAUAAAAUCUGGAUAUGAAAGUUAGAUUGUCCACAUCCUCACAUAUAAACUUCAGAGCUUUCUCUCUGUGGAUUUUGCAUCCUCAUGAUUUUCUGCAUAUCUAGGAGGUGAAUUUUCAGUCUUUCUAGGAGAUAAUUCUGAAGGUAGCAGAAUAGAAUGGAAAGCCAAGGAGGGGAGACACAUCCUUUUAUAUUAGAAGCGCACACACAUGCAAGCUUUAAAAGUUGGUAAGAAGAGCUUACAAGUGAAUUGUUUCUUUUUGAGCCCAUGUGCUCUUGGUGUUGCUGUGUGCCCUGUACCCCAGACGCUCUGGGUCUGAGCCUGUGAUCCACACUCAGCAAAUAGGAAAGAACAGUCCUUGAAGAGGAGUCCUCCUGUGAAAGCUUCUUGCAUUGGUGGAGGUGUUACCCAUACUUGGUUGAAUGUGGUCUUAGUUAACAUCUUCAUGGGUCUGAGAUUUACAAACAAAAGGAAAAGGAUGCACUGGAUAAGCUACAAGAUAAUGACUGGAUGGACACUGACUGAAAUCCUCCUCACUGCACAAAGGAAGACACGAAUGAUAGGAAAGAAGUGGAGAUUUCAUCUGAAGGAAUUCCUGGGCUCAGGUGGCCUUGGUUCAGGCCUGAAGUUCUGUGGGCCCCUGUGUCACCUGUGAUGCCAGGAUCUGGCUCUGCAUCACAGGGAUCAUUCUUAUUCCACCAUGGACUCCCUGCUGCUCAGUGACCUUUGUCUUCCCAGUGGUUAAAUGCUGCCUUCCCAGCUGGCUUCACAAGGCUAGGUCUGGAAGUAGAUGAAAUAGUGUUGGAAACAAAACUUCAAAGUGCCUUCUGGUAUCAGAUGCUGCAUGGUCUUGACUGGCAGGGUGUGUGAUCUCAUUUCUAUCAGGGCAGGGAUGUGACUCCAGGGCUCCUGGGCAGGGGUUCCCUUUCCCCAAGGACACUAGUGAAGGAGCCUGUGCACUCUGGUUUUCUUUUCUCUGGGCUGGCCUCACUGUGACAGGGACCAUUCCUGGUUUCUGUCUCCUAGGGGGAGAUAAGUCAGGGCCUGUUUGGGACACUGGAGGCUCUGCUGCCUGCAGGAGAGGGAAUGUGCCCACGGGCUCCCGGGUUUGUUUUGCAGUCUUGGGCCCUUGUGAUCCCUGAACUCUGUUGAUAGGCACUGUGAAUCAAGGCCCAACAUUUUAAAGUUCCUUAAGGGGUGGGAAAAAGGGUGUUGAGAGGAAGGCUGAAAUGAAAACACUUACUCAUCAGUUCUACCAGCUUCACCUUGAGCUCCCUGUUCAUCUUCUAGGUUCCCCAUUCUCCAGGUCUCUCCUGCCUCUUUCCACCUAUGUCCCACACCCUCCAUCCCUGGGGACGCCACUGAAACUGGAGUUUCUGGAGGGACGGGAAGGCCACCUUUAACUGUAAUCACUGGGGUGGGUACAGGAUCUUCAAGGAGCAGAUGGCGCUGAGGCACUCACUGCCCCCUUGUCCUGCUCACCCUAUGAGCUCUGCACACACCUAGGAGUUGGGUGUCAGAGGGGAGUAGCACUUCGGUGGUCAGCACUGCUCACAGCCAAAGGUGACAGCCAGCAAGGCCUGCUGUUUGGAGCCCAGGAAGUGGGGGAUAGUUGGGGAGCAGAGCUGGGGGCUCUGUAUCUGCUGUAAGACAUCAGCUGCCCCUUAGCAUUUCAGGGGCACAUGCUGUACCUUCAUCCAGGGCUGCCAUUUGCUGUUUCUUGAAAGGAUUGGCCACUCAUUGUAAAAUGCGGACAGGUGGCCCUCAGAGAACCUGCUGCUUGCACAGUGCAGCACAGGUGAGGAGCUGCAAGGAUGGGAGUGUUUGUGGUGACCACAUGUGCACCCCUGCUCUGCAUUGCUCACAUUCCAAAUGUUUCUACACAGAAUCCUGCCCAGGUUCAGGGACACUCCACAUGUGGACUGUGGCUGUUCAUAAUGGUGGAAGAAAAGAGAGCAGACGAGGGGGAAGGAAUGCCUUGGUCAGCUGGCUGGGAGGCCUGGAGAUCAGCUUGGCCCUUCCAUUGGGUCUUGACCACAGUGGGCAAGUCAUUGCCCAUCGGCCCAAUGUCCUCAUCUGGAAAUAGGAUAAGGUCAACUUGCUCUCCUGGAAUGUGGUCAUGAGGACAAAAGUCUAGUGGAGGAGAACACUGGGUGAAUCCCUGGUUCUUGUGCAGGAAGAGAGAGGUUUUGAGUUUACCUGAUACAGAUGUUCUGCAUGCUUCAGUAAACAGGGCGCAGCCAUGUCUUCUGGCUGUUACAAAAAGGGCCUUUUGUGAUGCUGCAAGGUACAUGGGCUCAUUCUUUCACUCCAGAAAGGUAGCAGCCUCUCUUCCUCCUCUUGGACCUGGCUUCUGCCUAUCCAGGCACAGAGCCCUUGAUACCACUGCUGUUGAGUCCUCCAGGGCCAGGAAAGCCAGUUCUGGUUCCACCAAACCUCAGGUAUAUCCCUGACCCAAAUGAGAAGAGCUCUGAUUCUCACAUCUGGAGCAGUGAUGUCAGACUUCUGUUGCUGGGGAAACAUCAUUGGCAGGGAACCUGUGGAACGGGCUUGCCAGUGAAAUCUGGGAAUGGCCGGAUAUGGAAACAUCUGUCUGUGUGUACUGACGGCAGAGCUACUGCCCACAGUCUCUUAGUUAGUGUAAAAUUAUCAAAUCCAUUUUGUUCCUCUAACCUGGGCUUGAUAAAUAUGAUCUUUAACUUAUAUAUGAUUCCAGGGUUGCUUCAUAAAUAAUUAAUGAAUUAUUCAUAUGACUUGACCCCCCAGGAUUCUGUUUUGUUUAAUGGACUUUUAUACUAAGAGCAUAAAAGAUUGAGGCUAAUUUAGCCAGGGCCAAACCAUUUACUUCACAUGCUCAUUUUGAAUGCUUGCUGUGACACAAGCUUCUUAACUGUUUUCAUGUAAUAACAAAGAUCUAUUUUGAGUAAAUGAUAGGUAUGUUUUAACAAACUUUCACACAGUAGUAAAGCCUAAACUUGUGUUAUGUAUGUAAAGAAUGUUGUUUAGCUCUUUAUAUACAAUGUAUAUAUAAAUUAAAUGAGGUGGCUUCAGAAGUGGGAGGAGAAUAAACCUAAAGGUGCUUAUUAA